Nicotiana tabacum (common tobacco) is the source of this 844-nucleotide messenger RNA. The record is from RefSeq and is a predicted model, not a curated record. Lineage: Eukaryota; Viridiplantae; Streptophyta; Magnoliopsida; Solanales; Solanaceae.
AAUAUCCUACUGGAGCCCACAUUGCUUCUCGCAUGCUUUACACUGCUGACAAUUCAUUUGAGGAUGUGAACAGUAAAGUGGUUGCUGAUUUUGGAUGUGGAUGUGGUACAUUAGGCCUUGCUGCUGGCCUUUUGGGAGCUGGAAGUGUUAUUGGGCUUGAUAUUGAUACUGAGUCUCUUGAGAUUGCAUCUGCAAACGCUGAUGAACUUGAGUUAGACAUGAAUUUUAUUCAAUGUGACAUUAGAAACUUAAAAUGGAGAGGUCAGGUUGUUGAGACGGUGGUGAUGAAUCCACCUUUUGGUACACGGAGGAAAGGUGCUGACAUGGAAUUUCUCUCUGCGGCUAUGAAGGUUGCUUCUCAAGCAGUUUAUUCGUUGCAUAAGACCACAACAAGAGAACAUGUGAAAAGAGCAGCCUUGCGAGAUUAUCAUGCAAGAACUGCUGAAGUUAUAUGUGAGCUUCGGUAUGAUGUGCCACAACUUUACAAAUUUCACAAGAAAAAGGAGGUCGACAUUGCUGUGGACCUCUGGCGUUUGGUUCCUCAAAGAAAGCAAGAAAGAUCUCUGUAGUAUAAAGAAUAGAAAGUAGGCAGAUACGAUGCAUGUCAAAUUAAGGAAACACCCAUUUCUGAACUGGAGAAGGUUUCUCACAUUAUUGCAAGUACAGUUGUAUGAAAGAAGUAAGAAAUUUGUACCAUUUGCUCCAGAACCAACUUUAACUUUUUUCAAAGGCGGCUCAAUAGUCUUAGAGGCCUAAAGCCAAGACGUAAUAAGAAGCCUUAAACUUGUUUAAUAAUUUCAGAUAUUUUUGUUAAAGUUUAUUCUUUUUACUUUUCGAGAUGCAA